AUGGCGCAAAGAAGAAUUGACCUCAAUCAACUUCAACCUCAACAAAUCGUUGAAUUAAGGAAAAACACUGAGCAGGAAAUAAACCAUUUCACUCAAUCUCUACAGGCACUCCAAACCGCUCAAAGUAAAUUGAAAGAAUGUAUUUCAAGUAUUGAAAGUAUGUCCACAACCUCAGCAAAGGAACUUUUAGUUCCUCUUACCUCAUCAUUAUACCUCCCAGGAGAAAUUGUCAAUAAAGACGAAUAUUUGGUGGAUAUUGGAACGGGAUAUUUUGUCGGUAAGCUGGCAAAGGAGGCCAUUAAGGUGUAUAGUGGAAAAGUCGAGAAAUUGAAUGAAGAUGCUAAGAAGUUGAAAGAUAUAUUGGUACAAAAAAACGACACUUUGAAUAGUAUGAGCUUAGUAUUGAGAGAAAAAAUGAUCGAGUAUGAACAACAACAACAGCAGCAAGAACAACAGCAACAGCAACAGGCUGUAUAA
Dujonia railenensis is the source of this 477-nucleotide messenger RNA. NCBI's taxonomy places the organism in Eukaryota, Fungi, Ascomycota, Pichiomycetes, Serinales, Debaryomycetaceae. The record is from the annotation of a GenBank genome assembly.